Messenger RNA from Sorex araneus (European shrew), 1836 nucleotides. Its product is annotated as heterogeneous nuclear ribonucleoprotein A3-like. Gene Ontology annotation, molecular function: RNA binding. Lineage: Eukaryota; Metazoa; Chordata; Mammalia; Eulipotyphla; Soricidae. The record is from RefSeq and is a predicted model, not a curated record.
AUGAGCCGAAUGACCAAUGUGAGGACAUGUCAGUCAGAGCUCUCACAAAACUAUUCAUCUCAUCUGCCGCAGAAACCUGUAGUGGGAUGCACUUCUCUGCUGAUGCUGGGGGACAAGAAUAGUUUUAGAUCCCUUAAGCCUGAAAUGAUGUAUGCAGGCAUUUUGAGGGGAGUUGGAAGAGGCGAGUCCGGUCUCAAAAUAGAGGUAAAACCGCCGCCCGGUCGCCCCCAGCCCGACUCCGGCCGUCGCCGCCGCCGGCGGGAGGAGGGCCAUGAUUCAAAGGAACCAGAGCAGUUAAGAAAACUGUUUAUUGGAGGUUUGAGCUUUGAAACUACAGAUGAUAGUUUAAGAGAACAUUUUGAGAAAUGUUCUCUUACAGAUUGUGUGGUGAUGAGAGACCCCCAAACAAAACGUUCCAGAGGCUUUGGUUUUGUGACUUACUCAUGUGUUGAAGAGGUGGAUGCAGCUAUGUGUGCUCGACCCCAUAAGGUUGAUGGGCGUGUAGUGGAACCAAAGAGAGCUGUUUCUAGAGAGGAUUCUGUGAAGCCUGGUGCCCAUCUAACAGUGAAGAAAAUUUUUGUUGGUGGUAUUAAAGAAGAUACAGAGGAAUAUAAUUUGAGAGACUACUUUGAAAAGUAUGGCAAAAUUGAAACCAUAGAAGUUAUGGUAAACAGGCAGAGUGGGAAAAAGAGAGGAUUUGCUUUUGUAACUUUUGAUGAUCAUGAUACAGUUGAUAAAAUUGUUGUUCAGAAAUACCACACUAUUAAUGGGCAUAAUUGUGAAGUGAAAAAGGCCAUUUCUAAACAAGAAAUGCAGUCUGCUGGAUCACAAAGAGGUCGUGGAGGUGGAUCUGGCAACUUUAUGGGUCGUGGAGGCAAUUUUGGAGGUGGUGGAGGAAACUUUGGCCGUGGUGGAAACUUUGGUGGAAGAGGAGGCUAUGGUGGUGGCGGUGGUGGCAGCAGAGGUAGUUAUGGAGGAGGUGAUGGUGGAUAUAAUGGAUUUGGAGGUGAUGGUGGCAACUAUGGUGGAGGUCCUGGUUAUAGUAGUAGAGGAGGCUAUGGUGGUGGAGGACCAGGAUAUGGAAACCAAGGUGGUGGAUAUGGUGGAGGUGGUGGAGGAUAUGAUGGUUACAAUGAAGGAGGAAAUUUUGGCGGUGGUAACUAUGGUGGUGGUGGGAACUAUAAUGAUUUUGGAAAUUAUAGUGGACAACAGCAAUCAAAUUAUGGACCCAUGAAAAGGGGCAGUUUUGGUGGAAGAAGCUCGGGCAGUCCCUAUGGUGGUGGUUAUGGAUCUGGUGGUGGAAGUGGUGCUGGCUAUGGUAGCAGAAGGUUCUAAAAACUCAGCAGAAAAGGGCUACAGUUCUUAGCAGGAGAGAGAGCGAGGAGUUGUCAGGAAAGCUGCAGGUUACUUUGAGACAGUCGUCCCAAAUCCAUUAGAGGAACUGUAAAAAUCUGCCACAGAAGGAGCGAUGAUCCAUAGUCAGAAAAGUUACUGCAGCUUAAACAGGAAACCCUUCUUGUUCAGGACUGUCAUAGCCACAGUUUGCAAAAGUGCAGAUAUUGAUUAAUGCAACGUAGUGUCAAUUAGAUGUACAUUCCUGAGGUCUUUUAUCUGUUGUAGCUUUUUCUUUUUCUUUUUCUUUUCAUUAUAUCAGGUAUAUUGCCCUAUAAAUUGUGGUAGUGGUACCAGGAAUAAAAAAUUAAGGAAUUUUUAACUUUUCAAUAUUUGUGUAGUUCAGUUUUUCUACAUUUUAGUACAGAAACUUUAACAAAAUGCAGUUUUGGAGGUGUUUCCUUGUAAGUUAACAAGUAAAGAAGAUCAUUGUUAAUUACUAUU